UGAGUUUUUUCUGUUUUCUGUAGAGUCUCCAGUCUCUCUCAGCUCCUCCUGAAUCUACAGACAUAAAUGAUGAUCUCUUCGGUUCUCUUGUUUCUUUUGAUGAUCUGAGAGAAUCUGUUCAUCAGCUGAGAGACAAACUGGAGGAUUUCUGUAAAGAAGAGCUGAAGAAGAUCUCAGACAGAGGUAAAGUCCUGGAGAUUGAUCUGCUCUCAGAAACCAGUCCAUCAUCAUCUCAUAUCAGGGAGAACAUCAUAUCAGAAAUGUCUUAGGAAUGAUGCAGGAUCAUGAGAAUAACUCUGUUUCCACAGUCACCUUCACCAACAUUGUUCCCAGAACCAGGAACCACUUCCUACAAUAUUCCCGUCAGUUCACUCUGGAUCUGAACACAGUGAAUGAACUUCUUCGUCUGUCUGAGAACAACAGAAUCGUUCCUCACACUAACACAGUCCAGUCGUAUCCUGAUCAUCCAGACAGAUUUGAAGGUGUGUGUCAGGUGUUGUGUAGAGAGAGUGUGUGUGGACGCUGUUACUGGGAGCUGGAGUGGAGCGGAUGUGUGUGUAUAUCAGUGUCAUAUAAGAGCAUCAGCAGGAAAGGACGGCGUAAUGAAGGUGUGUUUGGAUCUAAUGAUCAGUCCUGGAGUUUGAUCUGCUCUCCAUCCAGAUACUCAUUCAGACACAAUAAGAUAAAGACUGAUCUCUCUGUAGAGUCCUGUAGAGUGUUUGAUGAUGAUGAUGAUGAUGAUGAUGAUGAUGGUGGUGGUAUCAGGAGAGUAGGAGUGUUUGUGGAUCAUGGAGCAGGUCCUUCUACAGCAGCGUCUCUGACAUAA
Molecule: messenger RNA, 826 nt
Organism: Puntigrus tetrazona (Sumatra barb)
Lineage: Eukaryota; Metazoa; Chordata; Actinopteri; Cypriniformes; Cyprinidae
Product: stonustoxin subunit beta-like
Exons: 2
Coding region: 272-826 (184 amino acids)
Source: RefSeq, a predicted model, not a curated record